AUGAGCGCGCGCUGGGAAGCGGAGAGCAGCCGGAGUCCCGUUAGUACGGGUGGUACCCUACAAAAUGGCAUCUACCGCAGGAUCCGUGUCAAAGUGUGACUCUCCGACUCGGAUAAUGACGGCCUUUCGAAGCAAAAGCGAAACGAGCGAAUCGUCCAGCUCCGGCCUCGUCGACAAUGAAUACACGGAGAAGCUCCUUCGGAUCGUCAAAAAAGAGGUAAAACAGAUUAUGGAAGAGGCUGUGACGAGAAAGUUUGUUCACGAAGAAAGCAGCAGCAUCACAUCACUUUGCAGUGCGGUUGACGCAUGCCUAUCUCACGGGCUAAAGCGUCGUGCGCUCGGCCUUUUCAAGACAAAUUCCACGACUGCUCUCCUCCAAAAGGUCGCUAAAAAUCUGGAGGUCGCAGCCGUCAUUGCAAAGAUGGUGUCGGACAUUGAAAACGCAGAUCCGAACAAGCGGUCUUCUUCCAGCAGCGACAGUACAACGAAGCUCAAGAGUCAGACGUCCAUCCCUGCUAGGAGGCCUCCAGGAUCUGUGCAGAGCAUUCGCUUUCUUUGGAUUCGUUUGGCUCUCUUUGAAAAGGUGCUAGCCAGGAUUGUGGACCAUCUAGUCCAGAACAGUAGCAAAUAUUACGAGAAGGACGCCCUCGUGUCCGAUCCAGUUUCCGGCCAAAUCCUGGCUUCUUUACUUGUUGGGCCGUGCGCGCUGGACUAUUCCAAGAUGAAAACACAGGACCACUUCUGGACGGAUCCUCCAGCGGACGAACUAGUCCAGAGGCAUCGACUCUCGAGCGGCUUACCGCAGUCCAGCAGUCCAUCCACACCUCCGUCGGUUCGUAGGCCUGGAUUGCACUACCGGAGAGACCUGAAGGCAUCCGGAAGUUCCGAAGAAGGCCACAGGAACAUUCCACUGGUGGCAAGGGAUUACGUCGAGUCUCUGCAUCAGAAUUCCAAGUCGACGUUACUCUACGGCAAAAACAACGUCCUAAUGCAGCCGAGAGGGAGCUCCGAGGCCAUGCCUGGCUAUCUGUCGCUUCACCACGCGAGCGAAAGCCUUAUAAUCAAGUGGACCCCUAACCAAAUUAUGAACGGGUGCUACAGCAACAGUGACAACUCUUCGGGAGAUUCUGUGAGCAGCGGCCAGGACAAAAGAGCAUCUAGGAGCAUGUCGUAUGAGUCCCCUUCAUUUUUCCGGCAAAACUCGGGCCUUGAUUCUCCCGUUUUCUGGGAUUAUGCCAUGAGCGUAAACAUGGAGAGCAUCGUGUACCUUCAUUGUCAUCAACACUCUGACACCGAUGGUACGAUCGUGCUGGUCGGCCACGAUGGCGUACAACAGCCGCCAAUCCAUUUUCCAAAGGGCGGCCACAUGUUAUCUUUCCUCUCUUGUUUGGAAAACGGCCUUCUACCUCACGGUCAACUAGAUCCACCACUAUGGGCCCAGAAAGGCGCAGGUAAAGCGCUCCCCAAAGUGAAACGAAAGUCCAAGCCGAAAGUAGAUGCUAAGAAGACGAGCGAAGGCGAGUCCACUGGGGAGGACGGCGAAAGUACGGACUUUGUGUUCCGCGUGAUCACGUCCUUGAAGCCCGAAACCAUCGCCGAAGAACUGUUGGAGCCCAAGCUAUCUCGCGCACCAUCUUCGUGGCAACAACUUCCGAAGGACAACACCGUAGGAACGGCGCGGAUGUCGCGCCUCAAGCAUUACUCUUCUUCAGGAUCUUCUGCCUCUACAAGCGAGUGCCACUCUAUCGCAGAGGAUAGUCCAGGCCCGACUGCUACUGUUCCGCAGGAUGAACUCAAGACAGCGGUUGCCACCAAGUCCGCUGGACAGUCCAUACAGCUCCUGUGCGAUACCAUGAAGAGGCAGAUCAUAUCGAGGGCGUUUUACGGAUGGUUGGCGCACUGCCGUCAUCUUCGCACUGUCCGCACGCAUCUCUCCGGAUUGGUGAACCCUGUGAUUGUGUCGGCCACCGAGCCCUCUGAUGCUACCGGUGGAGUUACGCAAGAGGUGUGGGCAGCUAUGGCAGUGGACGGGAGGAUCGAGAACGCCACAGAGGUCUACCGUUUGGUGUACUUCGGAGGAGUGCAGCACUCUGUUCGAAAACUCGUCUGGCCUUACUUGUUAGGCCACUAUCGCCUAGGCAGUACAGAGGAGGAACGCAUUGCUCAGGACAGUAGCUUUCAAGCUGCCUACGAAAACACCAUGUCUGAGUGGUUGGCCGUCGAAGCAAUCGUGCGGCAGAGGGACAAAGAAGCCGCGACAUUGGCUAAGCUGUCGUCCGAGAGUACCACCAGUGAAAUUCCACUAAUUGGUCCGAAAGAUGCCAACCUAAGCAACGAUGUCUUUGAAGACGUGAGCAGUGACGGUGGCUCGUUCGACCAACCAGAUGAAGGUCCGGUGCAGAACGGAACGGAAGGAAAGCCCCAACGCAGAGAAAGCAGUGCGGAUGGUGAUUCUGAAUCAGGUACCACAACAGCGGGUGUUGCAAACGGCGAAUGUUCUCAGAACGGUUCCGUAGAUGCGAUGAAUGAAGACGAACUGAGCACGACGCAGAAAGCACAACGUAGGCUACGACGGCAUAAGAAAGUUGAGAGCCAAAGCAGCCAGGGAAUCAUAGUGACGAAUCCAUCCAUUGAUAUUGCCGGCUCUUCGCCUUCUUCGAGCUCGAUACCACCAGAAGUAGGCCAGCAGGGAGUGCUGGAAAAUGUCGCAGAGGGCGAAACAGGAGAAGAUCCCUCCGAGACCGGUGAACAGAAACCAGCAAUGGACGAACUCCUCCCGGGAGACCACGGAGGUGACCAGCUCUCAGUCGAUUCGCGCUCCAGCUGCGUAUCUCCAGCUUCGUCCAGCGGGGGAGUGUACUCUACCGACCUACUGGACCUGUUUUCUUUGAAUCUGCACCGCAUCGAUAAAGACGUUCAGCGGUGUGAUCGAAACUACUGGUACUUCACCAGCGAAAAUCUGGAGAAGCUGCGGAACGUCAUGUGCACGUAUGUGUGGGAGCACCUCGAUGUCGGCUACGUACAAGGAAUGUGUGACCUGGUUGCUCCUCUUCUUGUGAUAUUUGACGACGAGGUCCUAACGUACAGCUGCUUCUGUGAACUCAUGAAGAGGAUGGCAGCCAAUUUCCCGCACGGUGGAGCCAUGGAUCACCAUUUUGCAAAUAUGCGCUCGCUCAUUCAGAUCCUCGACGCAGAGAUGUUUGAGCUCAUGCAUCAGAAUGGAGACUAUACUCAUUUCUACUUCUGCUACCGAUGGUUCCUUCUGGACUUCAAGAGAGAAUUGGUGUACGACGACGUGUUCAGCGUCUGGGAGACUAUCUGGGCAGCUAGGCACGUGGCUUCGAGUAACCUUGUCCUUUUUAUUGCGCUUGCCAUGGUAGAGUAUUAUAGAGACAUUAUUCUGCAAAACAAUAUGGACUUCACGGACAUCAUAAAGUUCUUCAAUGAAAUGGCGGAACGCCACGAUGCCAAGGCUGUUCUCAAGAUCUCUCGAGAACUCGUCCUCCAAAUACAGACUUUGAUCGACAACAAAUAAGUGGCCCCUGAGGCGAGGGAACUCUGAACCGUUGGCUUGCUGGACAAUCCACAAAAUCGAGCCAAAUUUCAACUGUUGUGCUACCACAAUUGUAUUGUUGUUUCGUUGUCGCCCUUUCGACUGUCGUUAUCAAGUUUAACACCCCUGUCACACGAGGACUCUUCGAUGACCGUUGAAACCAAUGACAAUUGAACAGCGUCAUCAAGCGUGCAACGUGUGAACUUCUCAAGGGGCAUUGGAUCUAAUGCUCCUUGACACGAUGGCACGCCACACGCUAGGUGGCGCUAAGCGCAUGUUCAAUCUGGUUCGGUCCAGAGUUCAAUCCUGGUUCAAUCUAAAGUCACUGGAUUGGGGAAAGUAACACCAUCUUCUCCCUUUCCCGCCGCGACCUUGGGGCGAAAAUGGCGGCCACAGCAUGGGUUGGUAUGCUACGGCCGCUAUUUUUGCUCUAAGGUCGCGGCGGCAAAGAUAAGAGGAUGGCGGUACAUUUCCCAAUCCAGUGACUUUAGUUCAAUCGCCAUUUGUUUCAACAAUCAUCGAAGACUGCCCUAGUGACACGGGUGUUAAACUUGAGUGGGAUUAUGUUUUUCCUAAAAGAGUGACAUUAUAGAAGUAUAAAACGCUGUUGCUGCGAGCUUCGCCGUUGUGUAGACUAUGAACUGUUGCUGUGCACGUGGUUUGCUUCACACGUCGAAUGUUUGUUAUGGCUACGGUUAUACACAUGGCAUAUUUUUACGAGAGAAAGAAUGUAUUUCUGUUGUUUACUUAUUAUGGCUACGUAUUAUGUACAGCGUGACAUACUGACUGUGGCCUGGAUAGUUUAAAUUCUUCGUGCGGCUUUCCCGUCGAGAUCGGGCACUACUUUCGAUGUUACGCUUAGACAUUUUUUUUUUUUUUUGUUUUGCUGUAAAAAAAAAGUGUAAAAGGUGUAAAUACGACGUUAGUCACACGUGAAUGGGUCCUCCGCGCAGUUUGGUUGCUUCUGUAAUUCCCAGAGUUAUAUAUCAGGAACAAGCAAUGCAAUGUGUGAGUCUUUAUGUGUGCUGUAUGCCAGUCAAAAACGGGAAAAGACCGGGGGCGGAGAGGUAACGUUGGGUAGACGAGCGGUCUGCCUGGCUUUGCUCGGGGAAGAGGGGCCUACGGGAGACUGUUGUGCAACGUUCAUUAUACGGCGGUAUAAUGGGAGAGAUGCACCGUAUACACACUUGAAGGGGCGCUGCACUCUUAAAAAUUAACUUCACCACAUAGCACGCUCCUAGCCAACCGUCAUCCCGAAUGACAUCGUUCAGCCCCCUGAUUGGUUAAGAACGGGAGACGUACGCUAUUUUUGUAGCAUUAUGCAGUUCAGAAUUUCCACAAAAAUGGCGUAUGCCCCCUCCCCCGUUGUAAUCAAAUCAAGGGGAAAGAACGUUGUCAUUCGGGACGAUGGUUGGCUAGGAACGUGCUAUGCGGUGAAGCUGUGUUUUUAUACAGGUGUCUCAGUUAAAUCCCCCGGCUAAAUAAUACGCUCUUCCACUCUCAUGUCCACCAAUUAACUACGUCCUUACACCAAUGAAUUAGUUCCUUUUGCACUUCGCCGCUACCAGCCGCGACAAAAAUAUGCAAACCGAAACCAAUUAAUUCCUACAACAAACGACCCGCUUCGGUGGGAGUUUUUUUCUCUAAAAGGUGUCCACUGAAAGUCAUAAAAGGGGUAGUACCCAUUUUAAUGCCGACGGCGCCCUGCUUUAGAAGUUAUGUUUUUUCACGAAACUCAUUUGAAUUUUUAUUUAAAUAAUGAGCGGCUCCAACCUAUUCACACGGUGCGCAGGUUGUAGGCGGUAUCGGACAGAUACUUGUAAAAAAAGAAAGCACCCGUUCGCGAAUUAUUUAGCGAACUGGGACACCCGGUAUAGUGUACGCGCACGUACGAGAGUCGUACGCCUUUUUGUGAAGAUUAACAUAACUGCGUAAGUGCCACAAGAAAGGCGUGGGUCUCCCGUCUUCAACGAAUCAGGGGAGAGAACGAUGUUAUUCAUGAUGGUGGUUAUGGAUUGUGUUAUGCGGUGAAGUCCUGUUUUAAGAGUGUAUUGGAUUAGCGGUUUCUGUACCUCGGUGGUAUAUACGUGCAUUGCGUGUCAUUGUUACAUGAUAAUGUUGGCUAUGCCUGUAUUUACGCACAUUUAUGGAAACAUAUCAUUCCUCGAAUCUUUUACUAUUGCUGCGUAUUUUGUCCCCCGUGUUUUGCUUUCCUGAUUUUGUCGCGUAUUUUCUCGGUAUAAAGCCGGUCCACCGUUUUCUAACAAGAGUGUUGUCCUGUUGCCGGCUUUGUUUGAAUGGUGACGAAGCGUUCUUGAUAAUGCUUCUAACAUAAGGGUUCGAUACUCUAGUGCCAACGUGGUGAUAUGCUUGUGCUUGAGUCAGUGAUAAUAUGUUCAUGUUAUAAUACAGUGUGUAUAGGGGAAAAAAAAUGCGUGUUGCAAAGUGCGAAUUUCCACUAUUUCUGGCGUGCGUUCGAAACAGUGAUAUUUUGUGCUUCUGCAUUCCGCUCGCCGUUUCUUAACGUGUUUACUUACAAAAUGUUCUUAUCAGAUGUGAUUUGCUGGAAUAGUGGCAUAUGUGUAUGCUACGGCUUGUGAUGUACAGUUACUUUAUUUUCAUUGACUCGUCACUCUUUGGGUGUUACGUCUCGUCUGCAGGUCAUGAGAAGUUGACUGACGUUUAUUUCCCCGUGGAAUGCAUCGACUCCAUUCAGCCGUGUGUUAAUUGUCUUUCGUCUCGACAGUAUUCAGGACGCUUGAGUUGGGACAGUUAGUUGUCGGAGUCUGGUGUAUAGUCUACAGAGCGUCAAUCUUAUCGUAACGCUUUAAUGUGCGGUAGAACGAUCAACGGUGCCUUUCUGAAAACUAGACAGUCAUUUCAUGACGGGCACUGUGAACUGAAAAUUGGCUAAAAUACGGAAGGAAAUUAUGAGGCAACAUGUGGAGCCAAAGAGAGAUUGCAGAAGCGUUUUGCAACCCAGUCCGACGCAUGUGGCAAUGCCUCUUAAAAACUGAGUUACAGGCAGGGUCCUUCAGAGCCUAGACUGUUUAUGUGCCACACGUCAAAUUCUACCGACACUGAACUGAAAUCGAUACGUGCAUUAUGCUCUGAGAAGCCUUUCUUUAUGGCAUAUUCGGUUGGCGUCGCCAUUUUGCAAGUGGGCUUCGCCUCACGCUUGCGAGCGUCAGGUGAAGUGCGCUUAACAAGACUGACAUGGAAACAGCAAGUCGGCUUCACCUUAUACUUCGAAGCGUUAGGUGAAGCAUGCUUUACAAAACUAGAAGACAGACAAGUGCGCUUCGCCUUACGUUCCCAAAAGCUAGGCGAAGCACGCUUUACAGGGUUGACCUACAAACAGCAAGUUGGUUUCACCUUAGGCUUGUAAGCGUUAGGUGAAGCGCGCUUUACAGGACUGGCCACAAACAAAAAGUCGGUUUCACGAUACCAUUGCUAGCGUUAGGUGAAGCGCGCUUUACAGAAAAAAAAUAGAAAGCUGGCUUUGCCUCACGCUUAUAAGCUUUGGGACACAAAAAUAGCAAGUAGACUUCACCUUACGCCUGCGAGCGCUAGGUGAAGCGCGCUUGCUGAAUGGCGAUGCUAACCAAAAUAUUUCCCCGGUUGGCUUGAGACUAACGAUUGCAGAGGCAAAAGACCACAACGUGCGUGAAACCGCGUUUCUGCUUCGUACUUACAAAAAUUUUUUCACGUGGUUAUGCACUUAAAGCUUUUCGGGGCAAACACCUUACUAAAGCCCUACUUGUUUUACAACGUUUAGGUCAAGUUAUACGUGAAAGCACUAAACUGUACGAAAUAACGCCUUUUUGGUAUUUUCUUAUAAAUACUACCGGCUAAUCGCUUUAACGUCGUUUUGUGGAUGUGAUCAUAUUUUAAUGCUUCCAUCUUCAUCUUUUAUCCCUUUUGCGUCUCUGGAUUUUUGAGAUCAUAAAAUGUGCAAUGCUUUGCGUUGUUUCAUCGUGACAAAUGGAAUUUCCUAGUUGAUUUGAAAGCAAUGUAUAUUAAGUAUUCCUUCGACGUGCGAGAAUCUAAUGUAAACGGACGUUUAUUUCGAACACCACAGGUGUGGGUCGCCUACAAAUGACGAGAUAAGCGUAUUUUUGAAGCCUAUAUUUUUACCUUCGAAGGGCUGUGUAGUUGGUGAGAUAAUGCGAUGCAGAGUGAGUGUGUGCUGAAUGAAUAUACGAGAAUGUAAGAGAGACAAUUUGGACGUUGAACAAAUUUUUUCCUUUCUCAAUAAACGACUGACCA
Molecule: messenger RNA, 7822 nt
Organism: Ornithodoros turicata
Lineage: Eukaryota; Metazoa; Arthropoda; Arachnida; Ixodida; Argasidae
Product: small G protein signaling modulator 2-like
Exons: 24
Coding region: 65-3535 (1156 amino acids)
Biological process (GO): activation of GTPase activity
Molecular function (GO): GTPase activator activity
Source: RefSeq, a predicted model, not a curated record